AUGGAUAAUAGAAUGGAUAAAAUAGAAGAUUUAUUGAGAUGUCCAAUAUGCUAUGACUUGUAUACCACUUGCAUGAUGAUUCCAUUGUGUUCUCAUAAUUUCUGUUCGCUAUGUAUAAGACAACACUUUCAACAACAAAAGUUGCAUUGCCCGGUAUGCAGAAAAGCAGCAACAUCAAUCGACAUUAAGAAUAAUAGGUUGUUGGAUGACUUGGUACACGAGUAUAAGAAAGUACAAUCGGUACAACCAACUCAACCUCUACUACUUUUAACAAAUACAAAUAAUAAUCAACAACAACAACAACAAAAUGCUGACAAUGACGACGAUGAUUUAUUUGGAAGUAAUAAUAAUAAUAAUAAUACUACUUCCACUUCCACUUCCACAUCGACAACUAAUACUUUAACACCAACACCAUUUACAAAGAGAAAGAAAAGAUUGUCAGCAUCUCCAGAUACUACUCAAAAUCAAUCUCAACCAAUUGCAUCUACAAGAAGAAUGACAACACGGUCAAUGUCUGCAUCUGCAUCAUUGUCUACAACAACAGCUCCCACUACUCUAUCAGAUGAUGAUGAUGAUGAUGAUAUAUUUGAUUCAAAAAAGAAAAAGAGUCCAAAGAAGAAAAGAAAAUCAAUUAGUGAGAGUGACGAUGAAUUAACUUUGGGUGACUUGGGCAACAACAACAAUAAUAAUAAUAACUCUGACCAAGUUGUUACAUUGUCAUUACCGACACCUGACAAGAUUUCAUGUCCAUUUUGUAAAGCAAUGAUUGUAUCAAGAUUCCUUGAAAAACAUAUGGAUUCUUGUAUUGAUAGUCCAACUCCAAAUAAUAAUAAUAAUAAUAUUAAUAAUAAUAAUAAUAAUCAACAAUUAGUUUGUGUAAAACUAACACCAUUACCAAAACUAUGUUAUCAUUUAAUGAAAACCAAACAAGUAAAGGAAUUGUUGAAAAAGGUGAAUAUGAAAAUGACAGGUGACAGACAGACACUUGUCAAUCGUCAUCGUGAAUACACGACAAGACGCAAUGCAGAAUGUGACAGUCUUUGUCCAAAAACACACGAAGAAAUUGUAGAAUUGAUCUAUCAAAACGAACAAUUAACAGCAAAACCAAAGCCUGCUGGAGGAAGAAGAUCUAAAUCUCUACCUGCUGUACUUGCUCUACCUGCUCCUCCUCUUCCCAUUUCCCCUUCAUUACCCUCUCCUCCUAUUUCAUCAUCUUCUUCUUCUCAAGGUUUAUCUUUAUCUCAAAAUUCAAUAUCAUCUCCUCCAAUCUUUUCAACUCAAAAUAAUAAUAAUAAUAGUAGUAAUGAUUUAUUUGAAAUAUUGAAAUUACAAAUCUUGAAUCGGUAUCGUUUGUCCUUUCUCCUAUUUGAAACGAGCUUUUGCGAUCAUCAACCAACUCUGUCUUUCUGUUUCAUGGGGGGGGGGCUUCAACCAGCGAGUUGCCUCUUCAAAACAUUGUCAUCAUCAUCAACCCAGCAUUGCAUAUUUAACAUGUCAGCGAUGAGGGAGAGGAGAGACCUUUAUCUUUGUCUAUCUACCAAAAGAAACAACAAAUAUAGAUAA
Molecule: messenger RNA, 1563 nt
Organism: Cavenderia fasciculata
Lineage: Eukaryota; Evosea; Eumycetozoa; Acytosteliales; Cavenderiaceae
Product: SAP DNA-binding domain-containing protein
Exons: 5
Coding region: 1-1563 (520 amino acids)
Biological process (GO): protein monoubiquitination; DNA damage tolerance
Cellular component (GO): Rad6-Rad18 complex; nucleus
Molecular function (GO): ubiquitin protein ligase activity; single-stranded DNA binding
Source: RefSeq, a predicted model, not a curated record